UGCUGAACGCCAGAUGUGAUCGGUUCGGGGCCUGCUAGUGUAUCAGUGUCAGAAGCAAGAAACGAUUAGGGAGACAAGAUCCCAGGAGGCAUAUGCACUGAAGAGAACAUAAUACAGUGAUGGCUUGUCUUACAAUGACAGAGAUGGAAGGAACCACAACCUCCACUGUCCACCAAAAUGGCGAUGUCCUUGGGAAUGCUAAUGCACCAAAGCAGAUGGAGCCAAUGCUUCAGGUUUACCUUUAUCAUUCCCCAGGGAAGACAGAAGGAGACUAUCUACCCUUUCCAGUUGGAGACUAUAUGGCAGAAGAGAUAUGCAUUGCUGCUUGUAGGGCUUGUGGUAUCAUGCCUGUGUACCAUAAUAUGUUUGCACUGAUGAGCAAGACAGACAGAAUUUGGUUUCCUCCGAAUCACAUCUUCCAUGUAGACGAGUCGACCAGGUUCAUUCUGCUUUACCGGAUAAGGUUUUAUUUUCCUCACUGGUAUAGUAAUGGCAGUAGCAGAGCAUAUCGGUAUGGCAUUACCCGGGGUUCAGAAAGUCCUGUUCUUGAUGACCUUGUCAUGUCUUACCUGUUUGCUCAGUGGCGUGAUGAUUUUGUAGAUGGAUGGAUAAAGAUGCCUGUUACUCAUGAAACCCAGGAAGAAUGCCUUGGAAUGGCUGUUUUGGAUAUGAUGAGAGUGGCCAAAGAAAAGGACCAAACUCCUCUGGCUAUCUACAAUUCAGUCAGCUACAAAAUGUUUUUGCCUAAAUGCGUUCGAGCAAAAAUCCAGGACUAUCAUUUUUUGACACGAAAAAGAAUAAGGUACAGAUUCCGCAAAUUCAUCCAGCAGUUUGGCCAGUGUAAAGCUACUGCCAGGAAUUUGAAACUUAAAUAUCUUAUAAAUCUGGAAACCCUUCAGUCAGCCUUCUAUUCAGAGGUUUUUGAAGUGAAAGAGCCUGGCAGAGGUCCUUUGGGUGAGGAGAGAUUUGCAACCAUUGUAAUAACUGGAAACAGUGGAAUUCAGUGGUCAAGAGGAAAACUUAAAGACAGUGAGACACUGGCAGAACAGGAUUUACAGACAUACUGUGAUUUUCCGGAUAUCAUUGACAUCAGCAUUAAGCAAGCAAGCCAAGAAGGCUCCAGUGAAAGUAGAAUUGUUACCAUUCACAAGCAGGACAGCAAGAAUAUGGAGGCUGAAUUUCAGUCAUUGAAAGAAGCUCUCUCUUUUGUAUCAUUAAUUGAUGGAUAUUACAGAUUAACUGCAGAUGCUCACCAUUACCUUUGUAAAGAAGUAGCACCGCCUUCAGUGCUUGAAAAUAUUCAAAGCAACUGCCAUGGACCAAUCUCCAUGGACUUUGCAAUCAAUAAACUGAAGAAAGCGGGCAAUCAGACUGGCCUCUAUGUUCUUCGUUGCAGUCCUAAAGAUUUUAAGAAAUACUUCCUUACCUUUGCUGUAGAGCGAGACGGUAUCACUGAUUGUAAGCACUGCUUAAUUACAAAAAAUGAGAUUGGGGAGUAUAACCUAAGUGGAACGCAGAGAAGUUUCAGUAAUCUUAAGGAUCUGUUGAACUGCUAUCAGACCGAAACAGUGCGUUUAGACUCUAUCAUUUUCCAGUUUACCAGAUGCUGCCCUCCAAAACCAAAAGAUAAAUCUAAUCUUCUAGUCUUCAGGAGCAAUGGUGUCUCUGUACCUACGUCACCCACACUACAGAGACACAAUAAUGCCAACCAAAUGGUCUUUCACAAAAUCCGUAAUGAGGAUUUGAUAUUUGAAGAGAGUCUUGGGCAAGGCACUUUUACUAAGGUAUCCAAAGGUAUAAGAAAAGAAGUGGGAGAUUAUGGCCAGCUCCAUCAAACUGAAGUCCUUUUAAAAGUGCUAGAUAAGCUGCAUAGAAACUACUCUGAGUCUUUCUUUGAGGCAGCAAGCAUGAUGAGCCAGCUUUCUUACAAGCACCUGGUACUAAAUUAUGGAGUCUGUGUCUGUGGAGAGGAGAAUAUCCUGGUACAGGAGUAUGUAAAAUUUGGAUCUUUGGACACAUAUUUGAAAAAGAACAAAAAUUCUAUUAACAUCUUGUGGAAACUGGAAGUAGCUAAACAGUUGGCAUUGGCCAUGCAUUUUCUAGAAGAUAAAGGCCUGGUUCAUGGGAAUGUAUGUGCAAAAAAUAUCUUGCUUAUCAGAGAGGAAGAUAGGAAAUCUGGAAAUCUCCCAUUUAUUAAACUUAGUGAUCCUGGCAUCAGCAUUACGGUUUUGCCAAAAGACAUUCUUCUCGAAAGAAUACCUUGGGUUCCACCAGAAUGCAUUGAGAAUCCCAAACAGCUAAGCCUGGCAACAGACAAGUGGAGUUUUGGUACCACUUUGUGGGAAAUCUGCAGUGGGGGAGACAAGCCUCUUGGUGCACUAGAUUCCCCAAGAAAACUUCAGUUUUAUGAAGAUAGGCACCAGCUUCCUGCACCAAACUGGACAGAACUCGCAAAUCUUAUAAACAACUGUAUGGAUUAUGAGCCAGACUUCAGGCCUUCAUUCAGGGCCAUAAUACGAGAUCUUAACAGUUUGUUUACUCCAGAUUAUGAGCUACUGACAGAAAGUGACAUGUUGCCAAACAUGAGAAUUGGUGCUCUUGGAUUCUCUGAGGCUUUUCAAGACCGUGACCCAACACAAUUUGAAGAAAGACACCUUAAGUUCUUACAACAACUUGGCAAGGGUAAUUUUGGCAGUGUUGAGAUGUGCCGGUAUGACCCACUCCAAGACAACACUGGAGAGGUGGUGGCUGUGAAAAAGCUACAGCACAGCACUGAAGAGCACCUGCGAGACUUUGAAAGGGAAAUUGAAAUCCUUAAAUCCCUGCAGCAUGAGAACAUUGUUAAAUACAAAGGAGUGUGCUAUAGUGCUGGACGCAGAAAUCUGAGGUUGAUAAUGGAAUAUUUACCAUAUGGAAGUUUACGUGACUAUCUCCAGAAACACAAGGAGAGGCUGGAUCAUAAGAAACUUUUACUGUAUACGUCUCAGAUCUGCAAGGGCAUGGAGUAUCUGGGCACAAAAAGGUAUGUUCACCGAGAUCUGGCAACAAGAAAUAUCUUAGUGGAGAAUGAGAACAGAGUUAAAAUUGGAGACUUUGGAUUGACAAAAGUCUUGCCACAAGACAAAGAAUACUACAAAGUAAAAGAGCCUGGGGAAAGCCCUAUAUUUUGGUAUGCUCCUGAAUCAUUGACAGAAAGCAAGUUUUCUGUGGCAUCAGAUGUAUGGAGCUUUGGUGUGGUCCUGUAUGAACUCUUCACAUAUAUUGAAAAGAGCAAAAGUCCUCCAGCGGAAUUUAUGCGCAUGAUUGGUAAUGAUAAACAGGGACAGAUGAUUGUAUUCCAUUUGAUCGAGCUUUUGAAGAGUAACGGACGACUCCCAAGACCAGACGGGUGCCCUGAUGAGCAAGGAGGUCUUCACCCAACCUGAAAGACUUGCUGUUUUAACAAGUCCCUUGAUAGAGCAGAGCUACGAACAGAUAUAUGCCAUCAUGAGAGAAUGCUGGAACAACAAUGUAAACCAGCGUCCCUCGUUUAGGGACCUUGCCCUGCGAGUGGAUCAUAUAAGGGACAACAUGGGUGGAUGAGAGAAUUUCCAUUCGUUCAGCAGACAUGUUGAAACACAGAACAAAACUUUGUUCUUUGGUUUGCUGUGGAUUAUUGACACGUUCACACACAUCCAUCCAUCUUUGCUCUGAGCAAAAUCUGUGUGAAAGUAUCCUGCCAGAAUCUGCAAACUGAGGAAUUCUGUUCAUUUUCUUCAUCAGGUUACAUUUUCUACUAUGAGAAGACACCAAUGAAAAACUUUAAUAGAAAGGGGAAUUAUUUUUGUAAACAAAACAGCAUACCUAUUAUGUGAUCGUUCAGCAUCACCAUUAUUUGCCUUACUUGGCAAUGCAAAAAAAAAAAUUACUUACCAAUAUGGUGAGGAUUUUAGAAAUGAGAAGACCGAAUGCAUUUCCUGGCAGACAGACAUACACAGAAUAUAUUUUUGUCUUUUCACACUGAAUGUAUAGCAUCUUGUCAUCCUGUUUAGUGUAUUGCACAAGGGCUUGUAUCUCAUAAUUUGUUGCUGUCAUUGCAGGAAUAGCUUUACUAGAGAACAAAUUGAAGGUGGUUAGAUAACUAAGAAGCUUCUAAUGUGCCUGUUUGAGCCCUUUAUUGUUCAGCAAUAUACGUAAAGGUAUUCAUCAGGCAGUUUGUAUGAUGUACUGUAAAUAUUUUAAGGGAAAGGGAACAAAUAUUUAGAUUUGGGCAGCCUGCAACCCUCCUUCACCUGAAAAUAACAUUUUGUAAUGAACUUGUGAAAAUUUAGCACAACUUAUUUUUCUCUUUUCCCUCCUGUGCCUAUUGUGGAAGUGUUGGGUUCUCUCCCUGUUUUAUGAAGGUACGGACAGCAACUAGAACUGAAGCUGCCUCCAAUAAAGCAGUGACUUCUGUUUACCAUUUCUUAGAAUAAGAAUGCUAAAUAUAUAGUUAACCCUUUUACAUGCUGCUUUUUCCCCUUUCCAUCUGUAUAACCUCCAGGGAGUGAUAGGUUUAACUCUAAAUAGGAGUUUUGCCUUGGGGUUGAACUAAAGAUAGAAAGCACCCUCCACAACCCCUUUCCCCAAUCCAAAGAAAAGGGUUUACAACAAAACUCCUUGCAUGGCCAGCCAUCAUCUUGCCAGGACUAUUUUCUGAUGAAGCUACACCAUCCCAUCUCAUAUUUUCUGCUGAUGGUAAAACCCAGGGAAGUGGGGUUAGGCAGAAAAUCCCAACAAGACUUCACAGUCAGUGAAGUGGCCAGGGCUAUCCGGACACAGGGGUGCCUGUUGCCUGUGUGCAAGAAGGUGUGUGUCUGACAGCAUGAGCUUAUUAAAGAUCUCUGCAGGAAAGGUAAUACAACUCCAGGCUGAAAUACCCUGAGUAUUGAGUGUCCCAAUGUGUAAAGAUCAGGGGGAAUAAGUGCUGUUGUCUCUAGGUGUAAAUCAGACUGAUGUUUCAGAACUUAAGCCAUAUGAUUCUACUUGCUCUCAUAAACUAGAGUACUUUGUACCUUGUUUGAAUCUCUUUGUUUGGCUAGUUCACCCUACAUUUUUGAUGAGAGAAGCUUGUUUUAGGGGCCUUGUAAUUCAGCAAAGUGCUCUUGCAUCCAAGUAGAAUAUUCAUUUUAAAAUGAAUCGGCAGUGAGUGAAUGAAACAGCAAUUAUUCAUAAACAUGUAAGGUGCACAGUAGUGAUGUCAUAAUGUACAUCUAAUAGGAAUAUUUUAAAAUUUACCUCAGUUUUAAAAAUGCUUACCCAGUGUUCAGUUUAAAACAGUGCCAGUAUGAGCAAGCUCCAUACCACUUGGGAAUUCUUUCCUUGAUCCUUACUCAGGCAAAACUCACCUUGACUUACUGGAGAGAGGUUUUGUCAGAGUAAGAGGGCAGCAUAAGUUCCUCUAUUCUGAAUAUUGGAUCUAAUAGUAAUUUAUAUCUGUUGUCACAAAGUUUGAAACACUUAAAUCAGCAUUUUUAAAAAGUAACUUUAAAUUGCAAAUAACUUUAAAAUUCUUUGUCCAAAGCAAUGCUUCUUAUUGCAUUUCUGUACAUUGCUUUGGAGUCUGUUUCAAAAUGAGCUUGUGGAAAGAGAUGUCUUUGCAUUUGUAGAGUCAUAACUUGGUGUAUUGUUUUUUGUAACAAAACAAAAUAGAGCUUUACAAGCAUUAAAACAGCAUUAUAGCUGGGAAAACAUACAGAAACAAAUCGAAAAAUGCAGUGUAUAACACUCGGUAACAAAUAGGUUUCCAAGAAAUACUAGAUGGAAUAUAAUUUAUGUAAAAUUUAAAAAAACCUCAGGGAAGUUUGUGUAAUGCAAUGAAGAGAUCUUCCAUUCUGCUAUAUUUUUCAAGAAAAUAAGACAUCCUGUUUGUUCUACUAUAGUCUGAUUUAAUUUCAUACACUUUGAUUUAAUAACUGUAGUGUUAGAAUAUAAAAGGAUGAAGAUUUUUGAAGUUCUGUAUUAUUUUAUUAGAUGCUUUUUAAAAGAUGUUUUUAUUUUUUGUUUGUUUGUUUUCUUGGUUUUUUUUAAUGUUCCAUCAUUUUUUAGACAAUGCUUUAACUUUACGAAGCAGUCAAAUUUUGUUCUCUCUAUUGGACAGGGACAAAAUAACCCAUUAUAACAACUCUCUGUAAGACAUGAAUAUGGCAUGUUGAGCAUCCCCAGCUCAAUAAAUAGGAGCAAGCAGUGCUUAGCAACUCCAAGAGUUGUACAGAUCUUGUAAGAUUUUCAGUUCUGUGGUAUAUAUGUUUAGUUCUAUGUAUGGACAAAAAUCACACGUUUUUUCAAAUAACUAUUUGGUUGUUUUUCAAGACGAUACACACGUAGUGACUUUGCUAGACUUCAUGCCAAAUGUAGUAAACUUUUUAAAUUAAUGCACUUCAGAAAUAAGUUCUUAUGAGAGUUACAGUAGCUCUGUAUAUACUGUGGUAUUUUUUUACAUUAGUCUUUGAAUUAACAGAUAAGUCGUAAUGAUUUUAAAGUUGGUAUUCACUUUUUGUCACAUUUUCUUGUUAUUUAUAUGCUACCAAAAUGCUGUGAUUUGUUGUGAAAAAUUCUGUGUCCUACAAAUACAUGACUGCUGCUAUAAAGUAAAGUGACGUUUAUUACAGCUACUGCUUCAGAUUUUUUAUUAAAGAAAAUAAUUUUACUAUAAAGGAAUUGUUUAUUGUACAAAGUCUUUACAAACAAAUGUUUUUUAUUUCCUAAUGUAAUACUGGUCUGUGGUCCACUAGUUGUGAAUAUGUUGAGCUUCAAAAUCAUUCUUAAAUGUAUUCCACAAAGUUGCAACAGUCAUGUAAUAAACAAGAGGAAAGAGUUUUCAGACAGCUAUAACCUAACCUGAAAGGAAGAAAACUAGCAGCUUGUAAGAGUUUGGACAAAUCACAGUAUCUAAGAAACGCUUCCAUAGUUUUCAGAUACUAAUUACUGUAUAGCCCUAUGAAUAUAACUGUACCAACAUAUUUCAAAAAUAUUAAAA
Alligator sinensis (Chinese alligator) is the source of this 6997-nucleotide messenger RNA. It is a transcript of the gene JAK2, whose product is annotated as Janus kinase 2. The record is from RefSeq and is a predicted model, not a curated record. Gene Ontology annotation, molecular function: non-membrane spanning protein tyrosine kinase activity; cytokine receptor binding; histone binding. Gene Ontology annotation, biological process: cell surface receptor signaling pathway via JAK-STAT; hemopoiesis; peptidyl-tyrosine phosphorylation. Gene Ontology annotation, cellular component: membrane; cytosol; cytoskeleton. The transcript is spliced from 25 exons. Lineage: Eukaryota; Metazoa; Chordata; Crocodylia; Alligatoridae. The coding region runs from base 120 to 3425 and encodes 1101 amino acids.